CCCAGUCGGUCAGUGCAACGAGUAGGUCAGAAGAAAAGGCUGGUAUUUUCAAAAGAGCAGUUAAAAAAAGAAAAGAAAAUACUUUUCACGGAGAGCCUUGCAGAGCUGCCUCCUUGAGAGCUGUUCCGAGACAUCUGUCUCGAAUCUGAACACGUAACUCAACAGCGUUUGAAAACAGACGCUGUAGCGUCGGUGGAGUGUUGGACCCGCGUACCGUUUGUGACCCCAGGAGAAUCUAACUGUCUGAAACAGAGAGCGGCCAUGACGACUGAGGCUGCGAAUGGUAACGCAGGAGAUAACGGGCCGGACAGCGUGGCCCUGUGUCCUCUGGCGGCGGAGGUGUCCCCUGAGCGGGUCCUGCUGUGUAUCUAUGGGACAGGGGACAUGGGUCGCUCUCUGGGCCAGCGUCUGCUGCAGACAGGCUACAGGGUGGUAUACGGCAGCCGCAGGCCCCACAGCUGUGGGCCCUUACCCCAGGGAGCCCAGGUGCUGAGCCAUGCAGCAGCUGCCCAGUCAGCUGACCUGGUCAUUGUUUGCGUUCACAGACAACACUAUGACUUCCUGGAGACAUUGGCACCUCAACUUAAGGGAAAGGUGCUGGUGGAUGUUAGCAACAACCGCAAGAAAAAUCUUUACCCAGAAGCCAAUGCUGAGUACCUGCAGAGGCUUGUUCCCGGAGCUUCUGUAGUGAAGGCCUUCAACACCGUGUCCGCCUGGGCCCUUCAGAACGGACUGACGGAUGCCAACAGAAUGGUGUACCUGUGUGGGGACGGUGCUGAGGCCAAGCAGGCGGUGGCGGAAAUGGCCACCAAGUUGGGCCUCGGCGUCCUGGACAGGGGCUCGCUGUCGGCAGCUAGGGAGCUGGAGGACUUCCCCCUGCAGCUGUUCCCCGAGUGGAGGCUGCCGCUACGCCUGGCCGUCGGCCUCACCGCCUUCUUCUACUUCUACAUGCUAACCAGGGACGUCAUCUAUGCAUACGUGGAACAGGGGAAAGACAUCUCCUUCAGGCUCGUGGUGUCCAUGGCCAACAAGGUAUUUCCCAUCGUGUCGCUGACCAUGUUGUCUCUGUGCUACCUGCCCGGCAUCCUGGCCGCCUUCCUUCAGCUCUACAGGGGGACCAAGUUCAGGCGCUUCCCUGAUUGGCUGGACCGCUGGAUGCUGUGCAGGAAGCAGCUGGGUCUCCUGGCGCUGUGCUUUGCCUUUCUCCACGUGCUCUACACUCUCAUCAUCCCCAUAAGAUAUUACGUGAGGUAUAAGGUCAAAGACGCCACCGUCGUCCUGAUCCGGGAGAAUAAGACAACAGUGUUUGACACUACCGUAGCCUGGUAUACCGACUCCUACUUAUCCAUAGGCAUCCUGGGAUUUGGCAUGUACGUCCUGCUGGGAAUAACCUCCCUGCCUGCAGUCAGCAACGCCCUCAGCUGGAGGGAGUUUAGCUUCAUACAGUCCAAGCUGGGCUACCUGACUUUGUUAUUCUGCACUUCCCACACCUACCUCUACGGCUGGAACAGGUUCCUCCGUCCCUCCACCUACAAGUGGUGGACUCCUCCGGGAUACAUGCUGUGUCUGGCGGUGCCGUCUGUGGUGCUCCUGCUCAAGCUCCUGCUCCUCCUUCCCUGCGUGGACCACCGGCUGACCCGCAUCCGACAGGGCUGGGAGAGGCCUGGGACCAAAGAGGAGAGCGAGAAACUGCUGAUGCCGUAGCGCUAUCGCUAAUACGCAUGCAUGCUUGUAACCUGACACACAGGUGUCAAGGAUGUAGGCAAACAGACACAGCGAGGACUUAGCGUGACGCAGCUCCAUCAUUAGACCGCCUCGCCUCUUUGCUAUGGCUGUCCUGUGUUUCAAGACCAAGGACACAAACAGGUGUUUUCUCUUGAGUUGGCUGACUAGACUUCUUCUCAGGUCUGUCUGAGUGUGUACACACUAUUUGACUGACAUCUCCUUGACUCUUCGUUCUGUUGCACAUGUUAGGAGGGAGAACUUUAUUAACCCCAACACGCAUGUCUUUUUGAUGGUGGGGGAAACCGGAGAAAACCCACCGCAGACACGAGGAGAUCAUGCAAACUCCACACAGAAGGAGGUUGGACUACCCCGGGGUUCGAACCCAGGACCCUUCUUGCUGGUUAGAAACCUUAUUAAUUUACCGUAUAGUUUAUUUCAAGCACAUCGUACAAUCCGAUCUCUCCUUGUACCUUACAUAGCUCCACCCAACCUCAACCUCAGAAGGUCUAAUCAGCUAACGCCACCAAAAACACUUGUCUGUGUGGGUCCUUUAAGGAUGCUAUGUGUAAUACUUCACCUUUCCUUAAAUACUCAGCUUUUCUCCCUGUUAAAGGUUUUUUUGUAAAAUUUUUUUUAGGGAGUUGUUUCUUAGCUGAUGUGAGGGUCUAAGGACGGGAUGUUGUGUUGCCGUAAAGCCCCGCUGAGGCAAAUUUGUAAUUUGUGAUGAUGGGCUAUGCAAAUGAAAAUGACUUAAGAGUGAUGUGAAAAGAACACGAAAAGUACAUAUCAGCAGGGGUUGCAGAUUUCUGCAUUCAAGCCACAGGUUUUUAUCUUUUUGUUCCCAUUUCUCACAAUUUGGUAUGCCCAAUUAACCUGUUCUCCUAAGGUCCCACCGUUAAACAACCCCUAUAGUGGUUGGGGAGGGAGUAGAUCACCACAUGUGUUCUCCAAUAUGGCGUUUCUUCUCCCCUGACAGCUGCAGGUUUCUCUGUGGGAAUGUAACACGUAUGGAGAUUCGUGUUUUUUCCCCCCACCAGAUCCACUUGCAAAUGUCUAGAUGGCCCAUCAUGUGAGGGAGCGACUAAUGGCAGUGGUGGUAUAAGUCACUCCAUACCAGUGCUGGGCUCGAACUUGAACCAUUGCGACAGGACACUAGCUUACUAGCUCGCUGUGCCACCCGAGUGCCGCCGAGUUAUCGAAAGACUUGGUCACACUUGUAGUCCUCCACGAAGUACACAGUGAUUGGUUUUUAUUUUGAGAUACUUCAUUGAUCCCUGUAGGGAAAUGCCGCUCUGCAUUUAACCCAUCCUAGCUGUGUAGCUAGGAGCAGUGGGCAGCCGCCGUGCAGCGCCCGGGGACCAACUCCAGCUCGUCUCGCCACGCCUCACUCAGGGGCACAGACAGGGGUACUAACCCUAACAUGCACGUCUUUUUUGAUGGUGGGGGAAACCGGAGCACCCGGAGAAAACCCACCGCAGACACGGGGAGAACAUGCAAACGCCACACAGAGGACGACCUGGGAGGACCCUCAAGGUUGGACAACCCCGGGGUUCGAACCCAGGACCUUCUUGCUGUGAGGCAACGGUGCUAUCCACUGGGCCACUGUGCCGCCCAAAUGACAAUCUGCACUUCAAGCAUUGCAAAAUGGCAGACGUCGGCGAACUUGCCGUAUACCCCUACCUUUACUGUUUGGAUCUGUUUGCCUUGCCUUGACUUGGAUUUGUUUUGUUCUUCUUAACUCACGCUGCUGAACAGUGCAGGUCAACAUUCAAGUAGAGCUACACAAAGCGCCUUUAAGGCCUGCAAUCAGAGGCGUUGCUGUCCUCUUUAGACGUGCAGUCAGGGGAUGAAUAACUCAUCGGGAACACAGCUGCAGCUCCAGCUUUUAAGUUUACUUAACCAGCCACUUUUGUGAGUGUCGUGAUCGAUGUGAAAGUGGUGUUUCUCCAGCAGGUGUACGCAAUGUUCAACUUCCAUGAUGUGUCUCCGUUUGCAAACGCACACACACACUGAAAUAUACACCCAUGGACAAAAACACGCAUGCACACAAAAUACACAACACACCACAGCAACACACACAUAUCAUUAACCGCUAUUUCCAUCUGCUGGUCUUCGCCGUCUUCCCUCAGGCCAGCUGUUUGUUCCACUACAUCGUAAUGAUGAUGACACCCACUUACUUGAUGUACAUUACCACAGACCCUGACCCCAGGCUGAGCUCUAUCGUCUGUGUUGUAAGUCUUCGCCUGUUUUAUUAGAUAAUAUCCGCCCGGGGGGAAUGUGUGUAUCGUUUUAUUAUUUUCAUCCGUAUCUAUACAUUGUGCUUUCUCGUGUUAUUUUUACCAUCCAUGUCUUUUUUGCAACCUAAAAUUCCAAUUUUUUUUACCUUUUUGUGUAAGCUCUGCGAAGAGCUCUUCAAAAUAAAGGUCGUCAAACGUGA
Lampris incognitus (smalleye Pacific opah) is the source of this 4162-nucleotide messenger RNA. RefSeq names its product STEAP family member 4 (gene steap4). Gene Ontology annotation, biological process: copper ion import. Gene Ontology annotation, molecular function: ferric-chelate reductase (NADPH) activity; cupric reductase (NADH) activity. The record is from RefSeq and is a predicted model, not a curated record. Lineage: Eukaryota; Metazoa; Chordata; Actinopteri; Lampriformes; Lampridae. The coding region runs from base 262 to 1704 and encodes 480 amino acids. The transcript is spliced from 10 exons. Gene Ontology annotation, cellular component: endosome; plasma membrane.